AUGGUAUUCAUCACAGACUAUCAACUUUUCUAAUUAAAAAGCAUUGAACUUCUCCAAAGAGACCCAGCAAAGACUCGUUACGCCCUUAAGCACAGACACUCAGACAACGAGGCAGUAAUUAAGGUCACCAAUGAUGUUGAAUGCUAUCAAUUCAGAAUAAAUGACAGUAACGCUGAGUUGGCUCAUGACUUCAUCAGAGACAUCACCUUUAUAUUCAUGAAGGUGGCAGCUAACAGAAAGGGAGACGAUGUUGGCGCAGGCGGAGGUGCUUUCGAGGAAAAGAAAGGAGGAAAGAAUAAAAAGAAGGGAGGCAAGAAGUGA
Stylonychia lemnae is the source of this 321-nucleotide messenger RNA. Lineage: Eukaryota; Ciliophora; Spirotrichea; Sporadotrichida; Oxytrichidae. The record is from the annotation of a GenBank genome assembly.